Messenger RNA from Python bivittatus (Burmese python), 2245 nucleotides. Lineage: Eukaryota; Metazoa; Chordata; Lepidosauria; Squamata; Pythonidae. The record is from RefSeq and is a predicted model, not a curated record.
ACAAUAUUCUCCUAUAUGAAGAUGGCCAUGCUGUUGUUGCUGAUUUUGGAGAAUCAAGAUUCCUGCAAUCUCUGGAUGAAGAUAAUAUGACAAAACAACCUGGGAAUCUGCGCUGGAUGGCCCCUGAAGUAUUCACACAGUGUACGCGGUACACCAUAAAAGCUGAUGUUUUCAGCUAUGCCUUGUGUCUCUGGGAACUGUUAACAGGAGAAAUUCCAUUUGCUCACUUGAAGCCAGCCGCUGCAGCAGCUGAUAUGGCUUAUCAUCACAUCAGACCUCCAAUCGGCUAUUCAAUUCCCAAGCCUAUCUCCUCUUUGUUAAUGAGGGGCUGGAAUGCAUGUCCUGAGGGAAGACCUGAGUUUUCUGAAGUGGUGUCCAAAUUAGAAGAAUGUUUGUGCAAUAUAGAGCUGAUGUCACCAGCCUCCAGUAACAGCAGUGGUUCCCUGUCCCCAUCCUCCUCAUCUGACUGCCUAGUCACUAGGGGAUGCCCUGGGCGCAGCCAUGUUGCUGCUUUGCGUAGCCGUUUUGAACUGGAAUACGCCUUGAAUUCAAGAGCUCAUGGGGCAUGGUCCCAAAGCGCUGGUCAGCACCCUUCUCAAGGCCUUUCUCUGGAGGAGAUGAGAAGAAAUUUUCAAUACCCACCUAUUGACCGAAAUGGUUACGUGUCAGAUCCCAUGAGUACAAUGAGGUUUCCGUCCUGCAGCAACAGCGGCAGCUUUGAAGACAGUGGCUGACAGCAGGAAUGAUCUACCUGAAGAGAGAUUCUCCACCAAUUGGCAGCAACAAUUCUUCCUGUGUCGCCACGGUUCCCAGUCAUCAUACAUUACAGCAAAGAGCCUUAUGUUGGCUUGUUUAUUUACUGUUAGCUAAUGCUUCCCCCAUAAAUUACCCCUUAACCAUUUUUUUUUCCUGUUCCAGUAAUUUAAAGAAGGUGAGGAAACAUAAAUCAGCUAAGUUGCAGAAUUUGGGGGAGGAGGGUGUUCACUCUGGGAAUGUACUGUAUUCAUGCCAGUAAAAGUAAUUAGUGGGUCUGAUAUAUAUUUUCUCUAGCACGUAUGAAGAAAGGAGGGGAAAGUAAUUGUUACACUGUAGGAAAUCACAAUCUUAGGACUCCCCACAGUGGAUAAAUUACACUUCCUUUCUUACUUCCAUGGUAGUAAAGAAAAAUUAUUGUUCCACAUAUCCUGUAGGAUUUGUUUGCUUUCCUUCUUUUUCACCUACACAUCCUUCAAUCUCAUCCAUCAGCUAAGGUGGCUCUGUAGUCCCUUUUCUGGAGCUCUAGACCAGUCUUUCUCAACCUCAACAAACGUAAGAUGUGUGAACUUCAACUCCCAGAAUUCUGGGAAUUGAAGUCCACACAUCUUACAAUUGUUGAGACUGAGAAACACUGCUGUAGGCAAUCACCUGCCCUUCUAAUGUAAUAACCUUUAUAUCUUCCACGGGUCUUUUUUGCUUCAACUAUGUUGAAGCACCCAAUAAAUCAUCCAGAAAUUUUUUUUAAAUUAAUUUCUUGCAAACACUUUAAAUUAAAGCUGGAAUGCAAUGCAGCUUAAUGGCAUCAUUCUAAAUGGUUAACUGGCUAAUAUCAGAUGCUCAGGCAUAUCUUCCUUUGUUCUGUUUAGGGUUGCCAGUUUAUCCAUUUAUUUUAAUCUUCUCCUGAAUGAUCAGUGGGAUUUGCAGAUACAGUAUCAGCACAGAGGUGGAUGCAAUUCAGAGCAUAGGCUGUUUACAGUUUUUCUUGAAUUUUGUAUGAUAAUAUUGUUCCAAGGCUACAGUGAGAUUUAGUCGGAUUACUGAUCAGUUCCCUCCACCAUCAACAAGUUAGUCAAUUCACAAAGCUGCACAUGUUAUAGAACCUUAUUGUAGUCCAGAAGAAAAUAAGCAAAGCAUCUGACACCAUUUGGGAAUUCUUGCCUCCUUCCCAUACCCAGACCUAGAUAUCAUAGAAAUAGAUCAAUGAUAUUCUGUAAAUUCCUUAUUUGACAUUACACUGGCCUCUCACAUGAAAAGACCACUUAUAUGAAAAGGAAAAUGUGUAAAACUGCAGAAAUACAUUCUGACGAAGAAUGUCUACAUGUAUAUGUGUAUAUUUGGGUGUAGGAGUGGAUGUUCACCUCAGAAGUGAAAGCAGCAGCCAUGAUGAAAUGGAAAUAACCCCUGCCCCCAAGGUUACCAUUAAAAAAAAAAAAACUACAGGUAGUCCUCAUUUAAUGACCACAAUUGAGACUGGCAACUCAGUCUUUAA